AUGGAGAAGAGUCGAAUUUCUUUAGCAUCGAAAGAAGAGAGGAGGAGAAAAAGUGAAGAAAGAAAACAGAUGAAAGAAAGAAUGGAGAAAGAAAUGCAAUUGCUAGAACAACAAAGAAUGUUACUCAUGGAAAAUAGAAAUAGGGAAACUAUUCAACAGAGCAACGAGAUGUUAAACGACAGCGAAGAAGAUGAAUAUGAAGGCGAAUGUGUAGAAGAAGAGGAAAGUGUAGAGCAAGAGAAAUUUGGGUACACUAAGUAUAUGCCCCAAGAACUCAAGGAUAUUGAAGCAGUGUUGUUACAAAAGCAGAAAGAAAGAAAUAAGUUGUGUAGUGAUGGAGACAUUGAUGAGAUUAUGAAAUCAAAUGAAAGGCAGCGGAGACGGUUCUUUAGUGAAAACGGUGUAACAAGAAUGAGUACAGUACCAGAUCUUGGAUCAUUUGAAAAAUACCAGGAUGAUGAAAUAGAAGAAACUGAUUCAGUGUUAGUAGAUACAAGUAUAAAAGGUUACGCAGUAGGAGGUCGAUUUUCAUACGAACAGGACCCUAAACGUGAAGAAAUGGAAAGAAAAAGAGACAUUAUGAUGAAAAUAAGAAAUAAGGAAACAAAAGAAAAAGAAAAGAUAACGUCAGAGAACAUUCUUGAAAAAUUAGGAUUACUUGAUGAAGAUAUUGAGAAUAGUAUAGCUGAAGAAAUAAAAAAAUACGAGAACCCGUUCCAGAAUACAAGAAGAGAAUUGUAUCAGGAUGAAUUAAAUGACAAUGAAGAAAGUGAGAAUAGGUCAGAGGAAAGAAACAAGGAAAAUAAAAGACCACUUUACAGUGAACCUGCGUAUUCUUCUGAGUACAGAGAAGCAAUGCAGAAAAUGAAAAGUAGGUCAAGAGAGCUUGACGAAAUAAAGAAAGGCCAGGAAUUGGAACUAAGUAAAAUGCUUGAACAAAAGAGACAAUUUAAAAUACAAAGACAGAAGAAACUUGAAGAGGAAGCAGAACUUCAGGAAAGCAUUGAAGAAUUAGAGCUGAAAGAAAAAGAAAUUAAGUUGAAUCAGUUAAAAGCGUCGAAAUUGAAGAUGGAAAUGGAAGCAAUUCGUAAAGAUGAUGAAUGCGUGAAAAAGAACCUGAAAAUCUUAAGAUUGAGACGUUGCGAGCUGCUUGAAAGAAUUCAGCUUAAAAAGACUUCACUUGAGACUGAAACCAAAGAAAAAUUAAAGAAACCGGAACCAAAGAAUGAGAGUGGUAUUUUGAAACAGGAUCAUGUUUUUGUUGGUAAACCUUUCGUUCCAGCAUUCGACGGAAAGAACUUUGAAGAUUGGAAGAUAGAAGUCGAAUGUCUAGUAAAGUCAAAGAUGUACCCUGAACCUUUACUUACGCAAGGUAUUCGGGCAUCCUUAAAAGGAAACACCAGACGAAGCUUACAGUCCUUGAAUCCAUCCGCAACCUCUGCUGAACUACUUGAAAAGUUGGAAGAGGUAUACGGGAGUUUAAAAGAGUCGGAUGCACUCAUGCAGGAUUUUUAUAGCUCGAAGCAGAAUCCGUCUGAGUCAGCUUCUGAUUGGGGUGUUAGAGUAGAAAAUCUAUUCCAAAAAUUGGUUCGAAAAGGAGAAAUAGAUACCAGCCAGCGAAACACAAUACUGAAGAGAAAGUUCUGGAGAGGGUUGUAUCGUGAUAAGCUACGUGAAGCGAUGCGUGUCUCUCAUGAGUCUACAGAUACAUUUGAGAUUCUGAGAAAGAAGACUAGAAAAGAAGAAGAUGAAAUGGAUAGUGAUUCCAAGGUCGUAUCUCAGAAUGAAACAGAACAUUCAUCAAAGGUCCAUCAGCCAAUAAGAACAAUUCAGAAUACGAAAGAGUCAAAACUAGAUACAGUACUCAACAGAAUGGAAGCUCUAGAGAGAGAGAUCCAAGAACUGAGACGUGAUAAAAGCCAAGGAGUUAAAGACAGAGGGGGAUUCUUUCGUGGAAGAUCAAGGUUCAGAGGCGGACGAGGAGAAUAUAGAGGUCGGGGCAGAGAUGGUCGAGAUGAAUCGCAGCGAAGAGAAAAUAAAAGAGAGCCACUAAAAGAGAAAUUGGACAAGCAGCAGCAAGAACUGACAAACCCAGAGAAAUCAGAUAAGAAAGAGCAGUUAAACGAGUAA
This is a messenger RNA of Dreissena polymorpha, 2130 nucleotides long. Its product is annotated as golgin subfamily A member 4-like. Bases 1 to 2130 code for a protein of 709 amino acids. NCBI's taxonomy places the organism in Eukaryota, Metazoa, Mollusca, Bivalvia, Myida, Dreissenidae. The transcript has 2 exons. The record is from RefSeq and is a predicted model, not a curated record.